Salvia hispanica is the source of this 1010-nucleotide messenger RNA. Its product is annotated as tropinone reductase homolog At5g06060-like. The record is from RefSeq and is a predicted model, not a curated record. Lineage: Eukaryota; Viridiplantae; Streptophyta; Magnoliopsida; Lamiales; Lamiaceae. Gene Ontology annotation, molecular function: oxidoreductase activity.
AGAGAGACAAAAUCCCCAACUCCCAACUAGGACGGCUCCCACUUUGUUCCAAAGAUAAUAAGUAUCAACUCGAACAAAUUCAACUUCAUUUCAAUUGCUUACACCAAAAAUCCAUGGCAUCUGAACAGCACAUUUCCAACACCCAAAAACGAUGGAGUCUCCAUGGAAUGACAGCCCUCGUCACCGGUGGCACCAAAGGAAUCGGAUUCGCCAUCGUUGAAGAGCUUGCUGAAUUUGGUGCGACGAUUUAUACAUGUUCGAGAAAUGGUCCCGAGCUUAGUGAAAGGCUGAAAGAAUGGGAGGCCAAAGGGUUUAAGGUGAAGGGGUCAGUUUGUGAUUUGACUUCAAAAACUCAGAGAGAAGAACUCAUCAAAAAUGUCUCUAUCGAAUUUGAUGGAAAGCUCAAUAUCUUGAUAAACAAUGCUGGAAUAAGUUUACUGAAGCAUGCUUGUGAUCACACUGCUGAAGAUUUUGAUAGGAUAAUGUCUAUGAACUUAGAAUCUCCUUAUCAUCUCUCUCAAUUGGCUUAUCCUCUUCUGAAAGCAUCCGGAUCUGCAAACAUCGUUUUCAUCUCUUCGGUCGCUGGUGGCUUUGCCCUCCCGGCUAUGUCGGCUUAUGCUGCUUCCAAAGGUGCAAUAAAUCAACUAACAAAGAACUUGGCGUGCGAGUGGGCCAAGGACAAUAUCCGUGCCAACGCUGUUGCGCCAUUUGGUGUUAAAACCAGUAUUAUCAAGCCUGAGGAGGUGGACGUAUCGAUUCUGCAGACGUUGGCGCCAUUGAUGGCUCGAACGCAUGUCAACCGAAUGGCUGAAGCAGAUGAAAUUUCACCCUUGGUUGCAUUUCUGUGCCUUCCUGCUGCUUCUUACAUUACUGGUCAAGUUAUUUAUGUUGAUGGAGGCUUCACAGCAGGCUGUUAUUGAUGGACUAAUAUUUUGCUUCUAAUUCCUCCAAAUUUCAUGUUUAUGGCAUGACACCAUAUAAUAAUACAUGACUUCAUGGAUUUGCUUGCA